UGAAGUAAACAGCGUGUGAAGACCCCACCAGCUAUGAGACACGAAAGUAACAGCUUAAUAACGCAAAUAUUCACCUAAAUAUCGUUAUUUCUGGAAUCAUAACGUCAAAAAUAAACAGUUGAUCAUGGAUGAUCAGGGCUGUCCGAGGUGCAAGACGACAAAAUACAGGAAUCCGUCCCUGAAACUGAUGGUGAAUGUUUGUGGACACACACUAUGUGAGAACUGUGUGGAGAUGCUGUUCGUGCGGGGGUCCGGUAACUGUGUCCAGUGCGAUACUCCCCUCCGAAAAAGUAACUUCCGUCUGCAGCUGUUCGAGGACCCAGCGAUAGAUAAGGAGGUGGAGAUCCGGAAGAAAGUUCUAAAAAUUUAUAAUAAAAGAGAUUUUGACUUCCCCAGUCUCAGAGAGUAUAACGACUACCUGGAGCAGGUGGAAGAAAUCGUGUUUAACCUGACAAACAAUGUGGACGUUGAGAGCACAAAGCAGAUGAUGGAGCAAUACCAGAGAGAGAACCGAGACAUCAUACAGAGAAACAAAGCCAAACUGACCCGCGAGCAGGAGGAGCUGGAGGAGCUUUUGUUACUGGAGCAGCAGGACACGCAGCAGCGGAGGCUGGAGACGCUGCAGGAGGAGCAGAGGCAGCUACAGGCCAAAAGGAAAAGCAAGCAAGCCUUACUGGACGAGCUGGAAAGCUCCCAGCUGCCAGCGUCUAUCCUUCUGGCUCAGCAUAAAGACAGAGCGGCGCAGCUGGAGACUCAGAUCGAGAAGCAGAAACAAACCGUCAAACCGGCCACAAUCUUUUCUACAGGCAUUCUGAAGGGUCAGACGGUGUCUCUCGCCCCAGUAGCCCAUAUUGUGGAGGUGUUAUAUAGAUAUCAGCCGCUUCACAUCGAAACGUUCGGACCACCUGUACCCGAACUGGAGCAGCUGGACAGGAUUGGGUAUCUGAAUCAUGUGAGGAUGGCGACUCCGCAGGACCUGGCGGGGGGGUACACAUCAGGACUGGCCUGCCACCGAGCGCUACAGGACGCUUUCAGCGGACUCUUCCCUUCAUUAAUAUAACACCCCCCCCCCAACAGGAGGGUAAUACAUAACUUCUGUCACAAGUGCAGAUUAUCCAGUAGGAAAUCAAUUAAAGGACGAGUUCAGCAAAUUGACCCCAUUUCUCCCCUUCAGCCAAGACAUCUUUUGGUGUCUGAACAUCACUGCUUCAGUUUUCUUCUUUUUGUUUUCACGUAAACUCUUUAAUAAACAUGAUAAUGUGGUUUCAGACACUGUAUGACUCACUGAUAUCUAUAAACAUGGACUAAAGUACGACAAUUCUACUGUAUUUAGCUAUGCUAAUGUGCUUCAGUCCAUGUUUAUAGGUGACAGUGAGUCAUACAGUGUCAGAAACCACAAUCAAGUCUAUUAGAGAUACUGAACAUGUGUGUGAUGAUUUAGGCGUCAUGCUAAUCUGUGGGGUAUAAGCUCCCAUUACUUUUCAGCUACAUUAGCCUCGUAGCUCCUAAAACUAAAGCAGCAAACUUCAGACACCAAACACGUCUCAACUGAUCGACUACUUCUAGGGUAAGAGGGGAAACUGCCAGACUACCCCUUUAACCAGAACUCUCUUGUACCCUUAUUUUACUCGUGUUAAAUUAACAGUUUAAUACUGGGACAAAUUAAUCCCGGAAUCGGGAUUUUCUGCUGAUUUUACUUUUUUAGGCCAGAACUAACAAGUCUGAAAAAAGUGGAUCCACAUUGUACAGAUAUUUUGCAGCGUCUGUGAUCUUUUGUAAAUGUAUUUAGUUUAAAUAAAAGGCUAUAAAACAA
Messenger RNA from Colossoma macropomum (tambaqui), 1813 nucleotides. It is a transcript of the gene mnat1, whose product is annotated as MNAT1 component of CDK activating kinase. The record is from RefSeq and is a predicted model, not a curated record. Gene Ontology annotation, cellular component: transcription factor TFIIH holo complex. Bases 125 to 1060 code for a protein of 311 amino acids. Gene Ontology annotation, biological process: positive regulation of cyclin-dependent protein serine/threonine kinase activity; regulation of transcription by RNA polymerase II; nucleotide-excision repair. The transcript is spliced from 8 exons. Gene Ontology annotation, molecular function: cyclin-dependent protein serine/threonine kinase activator activity. NCBI's taxonomy places the organism in Eukaryota, Metazoa, Chordata, Actinopteri, Characiformes, Serrasalmidae.